Fulmarus glacialis (Northern fulmar) is the source of this 2208-nucleotide messenger RNA. RefSeq names its product testis specific, 10 (gene TSGA10). The record is from RefSeq and is a predicted model, not a curated record. The annotation marks the transcript as partial. Lineage: Eukaryota; Metazoa; Chordata; Aves; Procellariiformes; Procellariidae. The transcript is spliced from 16 exons.
AUUGAAAAUCUGAAGAAGAUAAACCAUGAGCUAAGGCAACAUGUCAUACAACUGCUUGAUAAGAAGCAAGUGGUGGGAAGUCAAGUGGAUAGGUUCACCUGUAAAAAUGAUCAUCUGUGUAAAGAACUGACUGUAAUUGGCAAACUAUCUGAGCAGCUGGAAAAAGAAUUGCUAUUGAAUACUGCUGAUAAGGAGCUUGAGGAAGCAAAGAUUCAAAUUCGACACCAGCAGAACAAGAUAAAGAAGCUGGAACACACAGUGAAAACACUAAAAUCUGUUAUUUUACAAACAGAAGCUGAAAUAAAGCAAGGGAAGUCACCUUCAAGGCUUGGUGCCUUUAUUAAGACAUUGGAAGAGGACAGAGACUACUAUAAACGUGAGACUGAGAAUUUGCUGAAGGUAUUUAGAAACGCAUUUUCAAGUCCUAAGCGAACCUCUACUUGUGGCAUGAGUUCUGAUCCAGAAGUUUUGAAAAUAUUGAGAGAAUGUGAAGAACUUAAGUCAACGCUGAAAAAAUAUGAGCGCCGUGUGGCAGAAAUUCAGGGUAACUUCAAAGUUUUAAGAGCUGAGAGAGACAAAAUUGUCAAUCUUUAUGAACGGGCACAGGAAGAGAUUUCCCGACUUCGUCAUGAAGUUAUCAAAUGCCCCCGGACUCCUAAAAGUACUGUGGCAGCUCAAGCUAUGUUAAGACAUGUGGAGAUAGAAAGGGAUACAGCAGUGUCAGAUUUCCGAAGGAUGACUACAGAACGUGAUAGCCUCAGGGAGCAGUUAAAGAUUUCCCAAGAGACUGCCUUUAAUGAAAAGGCUCAUUUGGAACAGAGAAUUGAAGAGCUAGAAACUGGUAUUCAAAAUUUAGAUAGUGAACGGUUAGAACAGAUGUCCAAAGUGGCGCUAAUGAAAGACACCAUUGAUUCUCUGGAAACUGAGAUGAAAAGAUUGGCAAGAAGAGCACUGGACUCUGAAACUGAGCUGAGACGACAGGAAGCUGAAUAUGUUUCACUCAGUUUAUUGAAUGAAAAGACAGAACAGAGUCUUUCAGAGACUCAGCAAAGCCUUGUUAGGAAAAAAUAUGAAAUGCAACUUACCCAGGAGAAAAUUAUGCUUUUGGAUGAAAAAAUUGAUAACUUUUCAAGACAAAGUCUUCUACAACAAGAGGAGAUCUGUGCUUUGAAAGAAACGAUUGCACAACUUGAUAAAGAGAAGGCGACUCUGCAAGACUGUGUGGAAGAAGGAAGAGAGAAGAUUGCUACUUUUGAGGAAAGCCUCGCAAUUAGAGACAAAAUAAUUUCAGAUUUCAAGAUUCUGAUUUCUGAGUUGGAGCGUUCCACAAAAAAAUCUGCUGAAGCACUCUGUAUCUGUGAGAAAGAUAUCACCAGUUUGCAUCAACAGCUACAAGAAACCAACAGAGAACUUGCAGAGACUAACAAGAACAGAGAAUCAUUAGCUCAGGAGAAUGACAGGUUACAAGAGCAUCUUUCUAAUAUUAAGCAAGAAAAUCAGGUACUAUAUAAAAAGCUAGCAAAGUACCAAAAUGAGCUUGAUGAUAUAAAGUUGAAAGCCCAGGAUUCAAACGCAGAUACUGUCAGGCUGAAGGGUGUAUUGAAGUCUAAAGAGAGAGAGAACUGCGAGCUUUUGGAGAAUUACCACAAAGCCCGUGAACAAGGAGAAAGUUGGGAAGCAAAAUGCCAUCAAGCAGAAGCAGAUUCUAGCUCUGUUAGACUGGCACUAAUCAGUGCGGAGUCUGAGAACCGCAGGUUGAAAGAGAAAAUGGAGUCCCUUGAAACGGAGAUGGAGCAACGUUUAAUAGCAGAAGCAGCAUACACGUCUCAGAUUUCUGCCUUAAGCAAGUCUCUUGUGAAAAUGGAAGGAGAGCUUCAAAACAUACAUCGAGAGAGACUGCAGAGCAAGUGUGAGUCAUCCCAUUCUGAAAUAGAGCUGCUGAGAAAACAACUGGGAAAUGAAAGAGCAUCUAUGAAAAACCUGGAAUCUUUGCUUCUGUCCAAUCGUGAGAAAGAAUUUCAGUCACAGAUAGAAAAGCAAGAAAAAGACUCUGAAAUUCAGUUUCUCAAGGAACAGCUUUCUUUAGCAGAAAAUAAAAUUGCUGUGCAGAGUCGAGAUUUCACUCAGCUCAGAAAUAGAGCAGCUCAGCUAGAGUCAGAACUGGGUAUCACCAAAAGACAGCUGGGGACUGAGCGGUUUGAAAGGCAA